AUGGCCAGUUUUUUGAGCUCCUCUCUGCCCAGCUGCCUCCCCUCCCUCCUCCUCCUCCUCCAGCUGUCUUCCAGCUCUGCAGGACAGUUCAGAGUAAUGGGACCAGGGCAGCCCAUCCGGGCGCUGGUGGGGGAUGAAGUGGAAUUGCCCUGUCGCAUAUCUCCAGGAAAGAACGCUACAGGCAUGGAGGUGGGAUGGUACCGACCCCCCUUCUCCAGGGUGGUUCAUCUCUACCGAAAUGGCAAGGACCAAGAUGAAGAGCAGGCACCUGAAUACCGGGGCCGCACGGAGCUGCUGAAAGAGACUAUUGGGGAGGGGAAGGUGACCCUCAGGAUCCGGAAUGUAAGGUUCUCAGAUGAAGGAGGUUUCACCUGCUUCUUCCGAGAUCAUUCUUACCAAGAGGAGGCAGCAAUGGAGUUGAAAGUGGAAGAUCCCUUCUACUGGAUCAACCCUGGAGUGCUGGUGCUCAUCGCGGUUCUACCCAUGCUCCUCCUGCAGAUCACUGUGGGCCUUGUUUUCCUCUGCCUGCAGCGCAGACUCAGAGGAAAACUUCCAGCAGAGAUAGAGAAUCUCCACCGGACUUUUGAUCCCCACUUCCUGACGGUGCCCUGCUGGAAGAUAACCCUGUUUGUAAUCGUGCCAGUUCUCGGACCCCUGGUGGCCUUGAUCAUCUGCUACAACUGGCUACACCGAAGACUGGCAGGGCAAUUUCUUGAAGAGCUAAGUAAGUUUUCUUCUCUUUCUUAUAAGUUGAGAGCAAAAAACAAAAAAAACAAAACGAGGAAAGCAGCAAGGGGAAGGGGGGGCUAUUGA
Molecule: messenger RNA, 813 nt
Organism: Eubalaena glacialis (North Atlantic right whale)
Lineage: Eukaryota; Metazoa; Chordata; Mammalia; Artiodactyla; Balaenidae
Gene: MOG
Product: myelin oligodendrocyte glycoprotein
Biological process (GO): T cell receptor signaling pathway; regulation of cytokine production
Cellular component (GO): external side of plasma membrane
Molecular function (GO): signaling receptor binding
Source: RefSeq, a predicted model, not a curated record